Molecule: messenger RNA, 3624 nt
Organism: Taeniopygia guttata (zebra finch)
Lineage: Eukaryota; Metazoa; Chordata; Aves; Passeriformes; Estrildidae
Source: RefSeq, a predicted model, not a curated record
UACGGACAUAAAACUUUGGAAAGCAAUUCCUAAAGUUGCCUUUCAGAUGACCCUGUGUGACUGUCAAAAGAAAAAAAAAUAUUGCACCCUGUUUAAGGAAAUGUUCUUCAUAUAAGCACAGUGGCUCUCCAGUAUAUGAGGAAAAAAAAAACAACAAAAACCUAACAACCUCCUAGGAGAAACAAUCUUGAAUUAAUGUGCUAAGAUGCAGCAAAAGGGACCAGUGAGGGUGUUUGCAGAGUACAAAACCUCAAAAAUACAUAUCUGACUGAGAUUGCUGUAGUAGACAAGAAGGAAUCAUUUACAUUGGCAGCUUUUAAAAACAGCAUUAAAAAGGAAGCUGUGAUAUUGGUAUUGGUAAUCGUUGUGCCACCACCGUGCCAGAAGAAACUCCCACACUAGCUGUGAAAAAAUAAAGCCUUGAAAGCAGUGAAAAGAAAGAAGGCUCUAAUUCCCAGACCACCACCUGAACUAGGAACAUCCUAGGGAAAAAAAAAAAAAAACACAACAACAAAACAUGGAGAGCUUAUUUUUGUGUUCUGCACAAUUCAGGAGAUCAUAAAAUGAAAAUUGAACAGGGUAACUCUAGUAGGCCCUGGUGAUGCCAUGAUUUCUCAUCUGGGUUUCCUCCUCUGGCACUCCUGCAUGACCACUGCAAAUUUUGCAGAAGAUCUCAGAGAAGAACAGUUCCAGAGUAGUUUCAGGAAGGUCAGACCAAACUGAUAUACUGAAAAUACUGAAAUACUUAUGAUCAUGGACUUGUAGGGAUUAUAAAAACAUCUCUGGUGUUCUCCAAAGCAGGAAUAAGGAGAGGAAAGUUUUCCUCUUUGAUCCCAGAUGCUGGCAUGAUCUGCAAAUCCAGUGCCCUGACAUCUUUGUAAAAGCUUUUCAUAGAGGUACUCCUGUGGCACCUGAUUGGAUCCUUCAAGGUAAGGGUUCUGUAGGGACCUGAGGGUAGCAGACUUGUCCCAGCCUUGCCAUCAGUCCCAUUGCUGUGCUCCUGGGACUACAAAGGGUAAAGGAAUGGAUGCAGUUCUACACUGGAGGGAGGUAGUCCUUGUGAUUUCACAAUAGCCAAUACAGACAGAGAUUUCUCCAUACCAAUGAAACGGCGUAUAUUUGUCUUGGCUCGGUUUUUUCUUUCACUUGGUCAGUUUGCAAACCUGAAGCUGGAAUCCACCCUUUGGCAUUGUUCUGGGAGACAGUGUUAUCAAAGGCAGCAUAUGUUGUGGCUGACAAGCUCUUGACAUUUUUCUGUAACUACUUGAGAGAAGGGCUGGCAUUUUUUAACAUCUAUAAAUUCUUCCUAUGCAAGUGCAAUGUCAUUAAUUCAACUGCAGUAUAUAGAAUUGUUUAUUGGAUUUAUUUUCUUUUUUCCUCCCAGAACACCCUAUGAAGUCCCAGAGCACAUACCAAUGGAAGGCCCUUUGCAAACCUUUGUUCAUGUGUGCCAUGAAAAUGGUCAGUGGAUGUCACGGUUACCAGAGAAGCUCUGGGAUAUUCCCCUCUAUAAUUUAGCACUUCCAGGGAGUCACGACACUAUGACCUACUGUUUGGAUAAAAGCUCUGCUGUUAGUGGCAAUGAGUCCAAGCUGGUGAAGUUUUUAAACAAAUGUCUGCCCUGCAUUGUGCACCCCAUUAUCAUGAAGUGGUCUAUAACACAGGUCCUGACUGUGACGGAGCAGCUUGAGGCUGGAGUUAGAUAUCUGGAUUUCAGGAUUGCCCACAAGGCUAAUGAUCCUUCUAUGAAUUUGUACUUCGUGCAUAUGGUUUACACAACUGUUACUGUUCAGGAUAUUCUGAGGGAAAUAUUGAGGUGGUUAGAAACUCAUCCUCAGGAAGUUGUUAUCAUAGCCUGCAGGAAUUUUGAUGGAUUAACCAAAAGACUUCAUAAUCACCUUGUUGCCUGUAUAAAAGAGAUUUUCCAGUGUAAACUGUGUCCUAGAAAUGUGGUGCCAACGCUGCGGACCAUGUGGCACCUCGGCCAUCAGGUUAUAGUCUCAUACGAAGAGGAGGUGGAGCUGGGGAAGCACUGUGAGCUGUGGCCCCCCAUCCCAUACUGGUGGGGAAACAAAACGUCCACUCGUGCUCUUAUCCGGUAUUUGGAGCGCAUGAAGCGCAUGGGCCGGCCAGGAAAAUUCUUUGUGGCAGGGAUUAACCUUACUGAAAAUUUAAGGUAUAUUCUUGUACACCCAUUCAGUUCAUUGAAGAAAAUGACACUCCAGAGUCUUCCAUGUUUGAAAAUAUGGAUAAAGCAGCAGUAUCCAGGACCAAAAAAAAAAUGUAUUAACAUCAUUGCUGGAGACUUUAUAGGAAACAAUGAUUUUGUCAAAGAUGUGAUAGAACUUAACACAAAAAUUAAUCCUCCAUUGCAUUGUCAAAGUGAACUGGAACAAAUAACAUUUAAUUCUCAGCUUCUUAAUCUGUGAAAAGUAAAAAAGGCUUUGUCUGCAUUUAUUGUGCCCUGCUGUAAACAUCCUGAAUCCCAUAAAGGUCCAAUUAACUAAAACCAGAAAUGCUUUCAAGGCUUAGUAGGAAAAGGUCUCACCAUCAUCAGGGUUUUGAGGCCUUUGGACAGAAAAGAGGGCAGGUACCUUGCUGAAGUCUCUAGAGAACUAUGGCAUAGGUGUAAUUUUUUUUUGGAGAUGCUUUGAUUCUGUAGCAGCUGUCAUUACUGAAAGUCCCAAGAACUCAAUCUUAUUUUACAUAGGACUAAGAAGGAGGAAAAUGUUAGUAGUUGCAUGAUUUAGUGGUAAGAUGUUCUCAUUCUGACAAUUGUAAGGAUAUUCUGCACUACUUGCAACCCAAAUUCUUACUCUUUUAUAUCAGUCUGAAAUUGACUUGCUGGUUUUCAUAGUUUCUGUUAAAUAAACAAAAGGAACAAUUAAAAAUAUUUUUGAUAUAUCAAAGAUGCUGCACUGACAAUCAAGUUUGAAAUUAUUUUUAUAUACAUACCAAUGUGCUGAGUAUCAGUUGUGAGCUACCUUAAGAACAUGGUAGCUCCAAAAUUAUUUGGAAUUUUUAAGAGGUAAUUGAAUUUGCACUUAGUCAUGCCAGUUCUGCAGGGAUAAAGACACCAAAACGAGGCCCUUACACAGUUUGUCUGUGGUAGUUAAACAUUUUACUAGGUGUUGACUAAGUAUGCCUUACAAUGAAAAUAAACAAGAGGAAACAAAUUCCUGAUCUUAACUUGAACUGCCCUAGAAAUACAGAUUCUUGGCUUCUAUCAUGCUCAUUUGGGGGUUUCACACCUGGUCUUUUAUUUAGCUAUUUUAGUAGCUCUGUAAUUACUUUUCCUCUCACUAAGUAGUUUUUGUGUAUGUCAAAACUAAGAGGUUUAUGCUAGUUCCCAUCACAUACUAAUUCUGUUUUUCUAAAUGAACUGUGUAAUAACAGAUCGUCAUGAAGGCAAGAGAAAUGUCAAGCAUCAGGACUAAAAUAAAAUCAAUUAUUGUGUAAAGUUCACUAUGCAACUUCAUCCAUAUACCUCACUUUUUAGAUGCACUUUAUAUACAAACACUAAAUUCAGAUGUCUGCUAAUGUUUGCAGAAGUUUUUCUGCCUAUCUUUUGUGCCCUCUUUUGUGUCCUUGUUAUUCUUAAUAAAACUUCAUCUCUCUCUGUAA